AUGACUUUUCCGUUAUUACCACUAGUUUCCGGCCAAUCGGCCCAGGAAACCAUCGCAGCUCUCGCUGUGGUGGGCCACCUCUUGUUGCCGUUGAAAUCAGUGCAAAUUUCCAAGCACUUUCUCCAUCAAUUCCCCUCCAGCGUGCUGGUAGACAUUGAUGCUACUGGAAACUCAGUCACUGUGGACCAGCUCGUGGAACUCUUGAACGCUGGUGUCAGACAGGUGGUCCUUGACGCCGAUAGCGCCCAGCAAGCGCUCGACAGCGGCUUGCCCAGCUCCAGAUUUGCCGUCCAGUUUGCCCUGGAUUCGGUUCCAGACAAUUUGUUGCAAAGUCAAGCAGCAUUUGUAUUCUCGCAAGAGCUCUCGCAGGACGCCUUGAAGAAGUACGGUCGUGAUGGAGACAGAGUCAUCUACUACAGAAGCGAUGACCUUACCCAGGAAUCCGCCAACAGGUUAGCCGCUAGCGGUUACUUCCCCAUUAUCAGCGCAGAAAAGUUGACUACCAGCUUGUCUGACAACAGCAAGAUCUCGAUAGGUGAGAUCUUCACCGCCACUCUCACCACAGACCGUCCCGAUGGACUCUUCACCACCUUGAUCACUGCCCCUGCUCCAUCAUACACGGCGUUGGGAGUAGUGUACUCCUCGGUAGAGUCGAUCAAGACUGCCAUUGCGGAAAAGCUGGGGGUCUACCAGUCGCGCAAGCGUAAGGAUGAAUUGUGGUACAAGGGCAAGACCAGUGGUGCCACCCAGGAGUUGAUCAGGUUGGAGAAGGACUGUGACUCCGACGUGAUCAAGUUUGUGGUUGCUCCAAGAGACGGUUUCGGCUUCUGCCACCACCCUAGCAACUUCACGUGCUUUGGCGAUGGUGAGUUGAAGCAGUCGGGUGAGAGCUUCGGUUCCGGUUUGGCCAAGUUGGACAACACCCUUGCCCAGAGAUUACAGUCUGCACCUGAAGGCUCCUACACCAAGAGGUUGUUCAACGAUGAGAAGUUGUUGGUGGCCAAGCUCAAGGAGGAGCUCGACGAGUUAAUCGAGGCUCCUAAGGAUGGAAAGGACGAGGUGGCAUGGGAAUGUGCGGACUUGUUCUACUUCGCCAUGGUCUGGUGUAUCAAGAAUGGCGUCAGAUUGGCUGAUGUGGAAAAGAACUUGGACAUCAAGAGUUCCAAAGUCACCAGACGCAAGGGUGAUGCUAAACCCGCGUACAUCAAGGAGGACACCAAGGAAGCUCCAAAGGAAACUCCUAAGGAGGAAAGCAAGCCCGAGCUUGAAUACAAGAUGGAAGUUAUUAAUGCUGGAGACAAGGCUACCGACCCAGCGCUUAUUGAAAAAGCAUUGUCCAGACCUGUACAAAAGACUGCCGAUAUCAUGAAGUUGGUAUUGCCUAUCAUCGAAAAGGUCAAGAAAGAUGGGGACAAGGCCUUGUUAGAAUUAACGGCAAAAUUUGAUGGUGUUACCUUGGACACUCCUGUCUUAAAGGCACCUUUCCCUGAAGACUGGAUGCAGAUUUCUGACGAUAUGAAGGAAGCCAUCGAUAUUUCCAUUGCCAACAUUGAGAAGUUCCAUGCUGCCCAAUUACCAAAGGAGAAGAUCAUGACUGUGGAAACCGCCCCAGGUGUGUUCUGUUCUCGUUUUGCUAAGCCUAUCGAGAAUGUCGGUUUGUACGUUCCAGGAGGUACUGCCGUGUUACCCUCGACUGCAAUGAUGUUGGGUGUUCCAGCCAAGGUCGCAGGAUGUAAGAACAUCGUUCUUGCCUCUCCUCCAGCUAGAGCCACUGGUAAAUUAACCCCUGAAGUGGUCUAUGUGGCCCACAAGUUGGGUGCAAAAUGUAUCGUUAUGGCAGGUGGUGCACAAGCUGUUACUGCUAUGGCAUACGGUACUGAUAGUGUGUUGAAGUGUGACAAGAUCUUAGGUCCAGGAAACCAAUUUGUCACCGCAGCUAAGAUGUAUGUCCAAAACGACACUCAAGCCUUAUGCUCCAUCGACAUGCCAGCAGGUCCUUCCGAAGUGUUGGUGGUCGCCGACGGAAACGCUGAUGCUGAUUUUGUUGCCAGUGACUUGUUAUCUCAGGCAGAGCACGGUGUAGACUCUCAGGUUAUUCUCAUUGGUGUGGGUUUGACCAAAGCUAAGUUGGCCGAGUUCGAAGCCGCUGUGGCCAAGCAGGCUGCAGUUCUUCCUAGAAAGGAGAUUGUCAGCAAAUGCUUAGCCCACUCUUAUACUUUGUUGGUUGACACCUAUGAGGAAGCUUUCAAGUUAUCUAACCAAUACGCUCCCGAACAUUUGAUUCUUCAAAUCGAUGAUGCAGCCAAAUACGUACCCGACUACAUUGAAAAUGCUGGUUCUGUUUUCGUGGGUGCCUUAUCUCCAGAGUCAUGUGGUGACUACUCUAGUGGUACCAACCACACUUUACCAACCUAUGGAUAUGCAAGACAAUAUUCCGGUGUCAACACUGCAACCUUCCAAAAGUUCAUCACUUCUCAGGACGUGACUGAGGAAGGUUUGAAGAGUAUUGGAAAGGCGGUGAUGACCUUAGCCGCUGUCGAGGGCUUGGAGGCCCAUAGAAAUGCUGUCCAGGUUAGAAUGGACAAGUUGGGUCUCUUGUAG
This is a messenger RNA of Suhomyces tanzawaensis NRRL Y-17324, 2601 nucleotides long. It is a transcript of the gene HIS4, whose product is annotated as trifunctional histidinol dehydrogenase/phosphoribosyl-AMP cyclohydrolase/phosphoribosyl-ATP diphosphatase. The coding region runs from base 1 to 2601 and encodes 866 amino acids. Gene Ontology annotation, biological process: L-histidine biosynthetic process. Gene Ontology annotation, cellular component: cytoplasm. The record is from RefSeq and is a predicted model, not a curated record. Lineage: Eukaryota; Fungi; Ascomycota; Pichiomycetes; Serinales; Debaryomycetaceae. The transcript has a single exon. Gene Ontology annotation, molecular function: NAD binding; phosphoribosyl-AMP cyclohydrolase activity; phosphoribosyl-ATP diphosphatase activity.